AUGGCUUCAUAUUACUACAGUAUCAAGGACAUCAGCAUCGGAGGACGGUGUGUGUGCAAUGGACAUGCAGAGGCCUGCAACAACAAGGACCCCAACGAUCCCUACAAACUGCAGUGUGACUGCCAGCACAACACUUGUGGAUUGUCAUGUGAUCAGUGUUGCCCAGGGUUCCACCAGGUACCAUGGAAACCGGCAACAACGUACAGUGCCAACGAUUGUGAACAGUGCAACUGUCACAGACAUUCGUUUGACUGUUACUACGACCCCGAGGUGGACCACAGGAGGGCCAGCCUCAACACCCAGGGGGGGUACCGAGGAGGCGGAGUCUGUCUCAACUGCCAGCAUCACACCACAGGGAUCAACUGCGAGCGCUGUAUCCCCACCCACUACAGGUCACCUGACCAUCCCCUGGACUCCCCAUUGGCCUGCUCCCCUUGUGUGUGCCAGUCAGAGUUUACUGAUGGUACAUGUGAGGACUUGACAGGCAGGUGCUACUGUAAACCCAACUACACUGGAGAGAACUGUGACUCCUGUGCUGAGGGCUACAUCAACUUCCCUGAAUGCUACCCCGUUCCCACCUACCCCAACAACAACAACAAUGGAGAAGCUAAACCAGCAGGAGAGAUCAUCAACUGUGAGUGCAGUGCGGCUGGGACAGAGGAUAACUCCUGCCGUCCGGACCCCAGGACCCGUACCUGCAUCUGCAAGCCUGGCUUCACGGGGGACCACUGUCUCAGCUGUGCCCCUGGGCACCACGGCUCCAACUGUCAGGCCUGCCAGUGCUCUGGCCCAGGAUGCCUGGACGGGUCAUGUGACACGUUCACGGGGCAGUGCCUGUGUCGCAGUGGGUUCCAGGGCUAUGCAUGUGACCAGUGUGCUCCUGGGUACUUCAACUACCCCCUCUGCCAACUGUGUGGCUGCAGCAGCGUGGGCUCUCUCCCAGGGGGCUGUGAUUCCUCUGGUCGCUGUCUGUGCCGUCCUGAGUUCCACGGACCUCGCUGUGAGCAGUGCAAGUCUGGCUUCCACUCCUACCCUCACUGCCAAGAGUGCACCUGUGACCCUCGGACCUCGUUGGAUUCCAGCUGCAGUGUUUCUGGUCACUGCCACUGCCGACCUAACUACAGCGGCGUCGCCUGCGACCAGUGUGCCCCCGGUUUCUAUGGUUACCCCAGCUGCACACCCUGCCAGUGUUCGUCGGAGGGUUCUCGCUACAGCAGCUGUGACCAGGUGAGCGGUCAGUGUUCCUGUCUGCCUGGUGUGGUGGGACAGAGGUGCGAGAGCUGCACCCCCGGCUCCUACAGCUUCCCCCGCUGCCAAGCUGGUACCUGCCAUCCUGUAGGCUCCGUCCACAACAACAUCCAGCCCACCAUCGGUUCCUGUGAGUGUCGUCCCUAUGUGGAGGGCGGGGCCUGUGACAGGUGUCAGCCUCUCUACUGGAACCUGUCUCCGGAUACUCCAGAUGGCUGCUCCAGCUGUGAGUGUCACCUGCCAGGAACCAUCAGUGGAGUGGCAGAGUGUGCUCAGGGUAACGGCCAGUGCCACUGUAAACCCAACGCCUGUAGUGGCACCUGCUCUGUGUGUAAAGAUGGAUACUACAACCUGCAGAACAACAACUACUUCGGUUGUCAAGGUUGCCAGUGUGACAUAGGUGGGUCUGCCGGCCAGUCGUGUGGUGAGAGGAAUGGCAGGUGUCGCUGCAGACCCAAUGUGGACGGGCCCAAGUGUACCCAGCCCCGCCCUGAUCACUACUUCCCAGACCUGCACCACCUGAAGUUUGAGGUGGAGGACGGCACCAUGCUGGACGGACGGCCCGUGCGUUUCGGCUACGACCCCCAGGAGUUCCAGGGCUUCAGCUGGCGCGGCUACGCCCAGAUGACCCCCAUCCAGUCCAAGGUGGCGGUGCUGGUGUCAGUCAGCUCUCCCGACCUCUUCCAUGUGGUGUUGCGCUUCGUGAACCGUGAGGGGGUGGAUGUGAGGGGGCGUCUCUCUGUCCUGGAGGACCACAAGGACUUCCUCUGUGGUUCAGAACAGUCCAAGCAGAUUGUGUUUGCACCCAGCUCAGAACCCACCUUCGUCAACGUUCCCCAGAACAACUUUGUGGAACCAUUUGUUCUCAACCCUGGAACCUGGACCAUUGUUAUAGAAGCUGAGGGUAUUCUGCUGGACUACCUGGUGCUGUUGCCUAGCGCCUACUAUGAGGCUCCUAUCCUGCAGAUGAGGGUGACGGAGGCCUGCUCCUACAGCCCUGCAGCAGACGCCAGCACCAACUGCCUGCUGUACAGGUACCUGUCCCUGGAGGCCAUGCCCUCCAUCUCUGCCCGCGACGCCAGCUGCCGCUUCGACAACCACCUGCCCCGGCCCUGCCAGAGCGAGAAGAUCACGCCACGCCACCCCGACAUGGCCGUGUGCAGCGGCCACGAUAUCAGCGUGCAUCUGCGCAGCCGCCUGCCCCGCUCCGGGGACUACGUCCUGGUGGUGGAGUACGCCAGCGAAGACCUCAGCCCCCAGACCCUCACUGUGUCCCUCAACACGCCCGGGGGACGCACACACACAUACCUGCUCACUCUGACGCACUGCAAGUACAGUUUCCUGUGCAGAGCGGUAACCGUUGACGGCCAGAGUCGUGUGGCGGUGUUCUCUCUGUCGACGGAAGCUGAGGUCCAGCUGAUGUCAGACCGCGCCAGCUUCUUCCUGCACAAAGUGUACCUGGUGCCACAUGAGCAGUUUACUAUGGAGUACCUGGAGCCUAAGGUCCACUGUAUGAGCACCCACGGGCUCUUCUCUGCAGACAGCUCCUCCUGUGUAUUGUCCAGGUUCCAGACCCCCUCAGACUCUCUGGUCCUGAAGGAGGGGCAGGCCUCCUCGGUGCAGGAGCCCGUCCUGGCCGACCUGCCCCUGGGCCCGGCCGACACCCCUCACUGGGGCGGGGACCGCCCCCCCAACGCCGCUGACAAUGCCGAGCACAUCCACCUGGACUCCUCCCAGAAUGCGGCAGUGUACUCCACACAUGUAAACACUCUGGGGCGCUAUGUGUUCAUCCUGCACUACCACCAGCCCCUGCACCCCACCUACCCCCUGCAGGUCUUCAUCAACGGGGGACGCAUCUGGCACGGCCAUGUCAACGCCUCCUUCUGUCCCCACGGUUACGGUUGCCGUGGCGUCCUGAUCUCGGAGAACCAGAUCAUCCUGGAUGUGACGGAUCAUGAGCUGUUCAUCACCGUGCAGAUCCCUGACGGCAAGACCCUCUGGCUGGACUAUGUGUUGGUGGUUCCAGAGAGCAGUUACAGCUCCAGCUAUCUGUCUGAGGAGCCUCUGGACAAGUCUUAUGACUUCAUCAGCAACUGUGGCCAGAACAGCUUCUACAUAAAUCCAGCCACAGCCUCUCCGUUCUGCCGUAGCUCGGCCGUGUCUCUCUCCGCCUUCUUCAACAACGGCGCUCUCCCGUGUGGCUGUCACGAGGUGGGCUCCGACAGCGACACCUGCCAGGCCUUCGGAGGACAGUGCAGCUGCAGGCCCCACGUGAUUGGCCGAGACUGCUCCCAGUGCGCCACGGGAUACUGGGGCUUCCCCAACUGUCGACUGUGUGCGUGCGGCAGCAGGCUGUGUGAGUCGGUGACAGGUGACUGCAUCUGUCCCCCGAGGACGGUGAGACCAGAGUGUACCCAGUGUGAGCCGCAGACGUUCGGCUGCCACCCGCUGGUGGGCUGCGAGGUGUGCAACUGCUCCCGGCCCGGGGUCACCUCCCCCGACGUCAGCUGCGACACGGCCAGCGGACAGUGCAGAUGUAAGAACAACGUCAUUGGCCGACAGUGUGACCGCUGUGCCCCUGGUUUCUACGGUUACCCCAACUGCAGACCAUGUGACUGCAACGAGGCAGGCACUGAGGAGGAUGUGUGUGACUCCUUCAGCGGACAGUGCCUCUGCAAGGAGAACGUCCAGGGCCAGAGGUGUGACCAGUGCAAGGUGGGCACCUUCCACCUGGACCCCACCAACCCUAAAGGCUGCACCAGCUGUUUCUGUUUCGGAGCCACCGACCGCUGCCGCAGCUCUGAAAAGAGACGCACCGAGGUGAUGGACAUGACUGGUUGGGUCCUCCUGGGAGUGGACAGACAGGAAGUCCCGGUCAAGGUGUAUCCUGAUCAGGAUCUGGUGGAAGCGGACCUCAAGGACGUACCUGACGUCUACCAGGAAAUGCACUGGCAUGCUCCUCGCACCUACCUGGGAGACAAGGUGUCUUCCUACGGGGCUUACCUGAGGUACCGUCUGAACACCCAGACCAUGAGAGGAGACUCACUGUCUCUCCCUGCAGAGACCUCACGUCCUGACAUCAUACUCAAGGGGAGUCAGAUGACACUGGUGUUUAUGGAGCGUGAGUACACCUCACCAGAGGAGCCACACCUGGGCAUCGUGCACAUGGUCGAGGGUAGCUUCCGCCAUGCCCAGACAGGUAACUCCGUGUCCAGGGAGGAGCUGAUGAUGGUGCUGGUGGCUCUGGAGUCUCUCCAGGUGCGGGUGCUCCACUCCCAGUCCUCCCACUCCGUGUCGCUCCGCGCCGCUGUCCUGGAGGCCGCGCGGGACCUGCCGUCCGGGCGCCAUGCCAACAACGUGGAGAUCUGCCUUUGCCCUGCCAACUACCUGGGAGACUCCUGCCAGCAAUGUGCCCCCGGCUUCUACAGGGACACCAAGGGGCUGUUCCUGGGGAAGUGUGUCCCCUGUAACUGUCACGGUCACUCUGACCAGUGUCUGGACGGCUCUGGGGUCUGUGUGAACUGUCAGCACAACACCGCCGGGCAUCACUGUGAGAAGUGUCAGGGCGGUUUCCACGGCAACAACCAUUUGGACGGUGACGCUUUGUCCUGUGACAGCUGUCCCUGCCCUCUGCAGGUGGCGUCCAACAAUUUUGCGGUGGGCUGUGUGGAGAAGCCCAACAGUAUGCAGUGUCUGUGUAUGCCUGGCUAUGCAGGUUCCCACUGUGAGAGGUGCGCUCCCGGUUUCUACGGCAACCCCAUGGUGAUCGGCAGCACCUGCCAGCCCUGCCGUUGUCACGACAACACGGACCCCAACAUGCUGUUCAGCAACUGCCACCCGCUGACGGGCGAGUGCCAGGGCUGCAUGCACAACGCUGCCGGGAGCCACUGCGAGAUCUGCGCCCCCGGUUACUACGGCGACGCCGUCACCGCUAAGAACUGCACCAGAUGCAACUGCUCGCCGUGUGGCACGGCGUCAUGUGACCCUGGUACGGGGAAGUGCCGGUGUAAGCCUGGCGUGACCGGGGCCCUGUGUGAUCAGUGUGUGGAUGGGAUGUUUGGCUUCGACUCGUGCUCCGGGUGUCGUGCGUGCGAGUGUGAGGCGGCCGCGGCCCUGGUCCAGUCAUGUGACCCCAGCAGCGGUCAGUGCACCUGCCGCCCCGGGGUCAACGGCCCCCAGUGCCGCCAGUGUGCUCCGGGGUACUGGGACUACAGCCCUGACGGCUGCAGGAAGUGUGAGUGCAAAGCGGGCAGGUGUGACCCCAGGACAGGUGAGUGUCGCUGUGCCGACGGGCUGACAGGGAGGCAGUGUGACACGUGUGCCCACCGCUACAGCAUGCCCGUCCAGCACGGAGCCCAACUCACCUGCCAACCGUGUGACAGCUGUGUGGUGGUGCUGUUGGAGGACCUGGACAGCAUGAACGAGAACUUCCGCUCCGUGGCCAAUCAGCUGACCAGCCUGAACGCCAGCUCCAUCGCCUGGGCACAGCUUCACAACCUCAACCGCUCCAUGGAGGACAUCGCUAAUUCCAUAGGAAACUACAACGCUACUCUGGAUGUGAGCAGGGACAAAGCUGACCAGAUGGAGAGCGAGGUGGCAAGCCUCAGUGAUGACAUCAAUGAGCUGCAAAUGAAGGCGGAGGUGACCACGGCCAAGGCGGUGGCUCUUGACAACAGUACCACCAGCAGCCACCAGAGGGCGCUGGACCUGCUCGCCUACAUCAACAACACGAUGGCAAGCAUAGAGGACGUGACGAUGCAGGCCAACCGGACGGGGGUGAACGAGACCCUGGAGGAGCAGGGUCUGGAGGAGAGGGAGGACAAGCUGAGGCAGGUUGAGGCCAUGCUCCGGGAGAUGAGGUUCAGGAGCUGCGUCCAGCAGAAGAACACCGCCGAGAGGGAGAAGGUGGAGGCGGACAAACUCAUGGACAGAGUGAAGAAGGAGCUGGUUGGUCGUCAGACAGAUAACAGUGCCCUGGCCCAGCAGAUCCGAGACAGGCUGUCUAAGUUCCACGCUGAGCUGAUGGACCUGAGAGACGCCCUGAACGAGGCGGUCAACAACACGGCCCGCGCCGCUGAGAGCAACAACAUCAACGAGAAGAGGCUGGAGGAGAGCCAGCGAAAGGUGGAGGACCUGAAGGAGAAGAUGAAGGAGGUGGAGGACCUGCUUCAGAUGGCGGAGGACGACGUAGCCCAGGUCAACGACAUGCUCACCAUGCUGCACGACUCCAAGGAGGAGUACGAGCGCCUGGCUGCCCAGCUGGACGGGGCGCGGAGCCCCCUGGCUGAGAAGGUGCAGAGCUUCGCCCCCUCCGUCUCCAAGAUCCCCCUGGUGGAGGCAGCGGAGAAACACGCCCAGCUGCUCAACACGCUGGCCAUGAACCUGUCCAGUGUGAUCUCGGCCACAGGGCAGAAUGGUCUGAUCCAGAGGGCGGUGAAUGCCUCCAAAGCCUACAACAGCAUCAUAGACACCAUCAGAGAGGCCGAGACGUCUGCUAACCUGGCCAACCAGGCUGCCAUGGACGCCCUGAAGAGUCUGCAGGACCAGGAUCUGGACCAGGUGGCUGACGGUCUGAAGAACCACAGUCUGGAGCUGUUAGACGAGGCUCUCGCACUGCAGGAGGAGCUGACCUCAGAUCUGACUCCCCGUCUGGACAAUGCCACGGUCCGUCUGGACGAGGCCAUGGUCAAGCAUGAGGACCUGCUGAAAGAGCUGGAGCAGGCCCAGAGCAACCUCAACUUCAGCAGGGAGGAGACAGGGCAAGACAUCGAGGACGCCAAGCGUGCAGCAGAGGUCGCCAAUGCCACGGCGACCAGCGUGGAGGAGACGCUGGGGCCAAUCAGAGAGAAGCUGGAGCAGUGGCAGCAGGAAUACGGAGACGCCAACACCACCAACGAGGACAUCAACAAGGCCCUGCUGGAGGCCAACAAGUCUAUGGGGAUGCUGGGAGAGACCAUCCCUCUGCUGGUGAAGAAGCUGGACCGCCUGCAGAACCAGUCGGUCCAGAUGCCCAACAUCUCCGACAACAUCCUGAGGAUCCGCCAGCUCAUCGCCCAGGCCCGCAACGCCGCCAGCAAGGUGGGUGUCUCAGUCAAGUUCAACGGGACGUCCGCUGUGCAAGUGCGGAACCCCAGUAACCUUGCCGACCUGGCUGCGUACACCUCCCUGAAGUUCCACAUCACACUCCCAGAGGCCACCCGCCUCCGUCGCCAGGACAACACUCAACAAGUCGAACGCCAGUUUGUCUUCUACCUCGGCAACAAGAACUCCAGCAAAGAGUUCCUAGGUAUGGCUCUGGAGGGGCGGAGACUGCGCUGGUAUUUCAACGUGGGCGGAGAGACGACGGACGUUUUGAUGCGGGAGGAUGUCAAAUCAGACGGCCACUUCAACAGUGUCUUCCUGGAACGGAUCCUGCAGUACGGUGAGAUGGCCAUGUCGUCUGAGAGCGGUGAACUGAGAGUGACCAAGGUAGAUGGGAAGGCACAGGGGGAUAAAGGCCUGCUCAACCUGCAGACGGAGGAGACCAUCUUCUACGUAGGAGGCUACCCCAGCUCCUUCACGCCCCCUCCCCAGCUGCAGCACCCCUACUUCCAGGGCUGCAUCGAGCUGGAGUCUCUGAACGAGGAGGUCCUCAGCCUGUACAACUUUGAGAACAUCUUCCAGCUCAACACCACAGAGGUGAAGCCGUGUGGCAGGAGCCAGGGAAAUCUGGCUCUGUCCUGGGUGAAGGACGCGUCCUACUUUGACGGUACGGGCUACGUUGAGGUCACCUACCCCACCGACCCUGCCAGGCCCACGAAAUCCUUCGAAAUGGAAGUCAAACUCCUGUCCCACAACGGCAUCCUGAUGAUGUUGCACAACAACGACCAGUACCUGUGUCUGGCUGUGCAGCAAGGCUACGCCAAGGUCUUCUACGACUUCAACAAGACCCUGCAGCAGCUGGAGCCAUUCGAUCCUCAGUCCUCCCUCCUCAAGAUCAGCAACGCAGAGUCUCAGUCUUUGCAGAUCAUCCUCCUCGUGGGCUCGACGAAACGCCUGGUGGUGAGGAACAGUCGCAUGAAACUGUAUGACCACAUCUUCACCGAGGACUUGCCAGACUUUGCUGUCAACUACUACCUCGGAGGGGUGCCCAAGGACAAGAUGCCCGAGAAUCUGAAGGGCCUGUUCCCCAAGCAGGGCUCUCUAAAGGGCUGCUUCAGGAGAGUGAAGGCAGUGGACAACUACAUCAGCCUGAACAGGAUGGUCAGCUCUGGGGUCAGCCAUGGAUGUCCUGACGACCUGCUGGUGACUCGUGAGGCCCACUUCUCAGGGCAGAGUUACCUGGACCUGGGGCCGUCCAUCACCACCCUCAGGGACGACUUCUAUGCCGGCUUCGGCUUCCGCACCGACCAGAAGAACGGACUCAUGUUCUACCACCAGGCCCAGGAUGGGCUGUGCCAGGUGUUCAUGGACAAGGGGCAGGUGGUGGUACGCAUGGCCAACACGCAGAUCAAGAGUCAGAAGACCUACAACGACGACAACAGCCACUAUGUAGCUGUGUACAACGACAACACUGGGACGCGUGUGUACGUGGACGACGUCCAGGAGAAGGGCGAGGAGACGUCAGUGGGCGGCGCGGGGCGAGCCACGCCAGUGGCUGGCAACGUGUACCUGGGCGGGAGCCCGGAGAACAGGGGCGUGGCCAACCUGACGGGCUGCAUCAGCAACCUGUUCAUCAAGGGCGAUAAGAAGCAGGUGAUGAACCUGAUCAAAGCCAAGGAGAACAUCAACGUUCCUCUGAGGUGUCCUGCUGCUCAGAAACCCCAGCAGAUCCUUGCCACCCCCCCACGCCAGAAGGGCCCCAAGGGUAAACACAGGAAGCCUCAGGCGGGGAGCAGCAGGAGCCGCAGUACCAGACAGUCCUGCCAGGGGGAGCUGUCUGCCCAGGAGCCCGGCGCUGCUCACUUCAGCGGCUCCUCUCACAGCUACCAGCGCUACGACACCCUCCCCGCGGCCUUCAGCAAGACGCCCCACAUCUCCAUGGCGAUCCGUGUCAACUCGUCCGAAGGCCUGGUGUUCCACGUGUCCGGCCAGAAGAGCGGCGCCGUGAUGUCCCUGGCGCUCUCCGAGGGUCACCUGGUCCUGCUGGUGGAAGGGGGCAAGAAGAAGGUCAACAUCCGCAGCCGUAAGGCCUGCAACGACGGGCUCUGGCACACGGUGUUUGUGAAGUGGGAGGGGGAGAAAGCCAGUCUGAUCCUGGACGGCAUCAACGCCCAGUUUAAGAGGGUGUCCGGGGGGCAGAAGAGUCGCCUCAGAGCGCCGCUCUACGUGGGCGGCGCUCCCUCCAGCCUCGCCACGUCGCUCCAGGGGCCCUCCAGCGGCUUCUUGGGCUGCGUCAGAGACCUGACCCUGAACGAGCAGGCCGCUGGGAGCCCCCAGCACAGCCAGGGGGUGGGCCCCUGCUUCCUGAACAGCCUGGAGCCCGGCGCCUACUACCCUGGCCGGGGAGGACACCUGGCUAUAGACGAGUCUCUGGUUCUGUCUCUGGACCUGGAGGUGCAGCUGGAGGUGCGGCCGGCGUCUGUGUCCGGGCUGCUGCUGCACGCCGGGGGGAGGACAGAGCAGCACCUCAGCCUCUUCCUCCACCAGGGGGAGGUGACCGCCAGCCUCAACGCCGGGAACGGACUCUUCUCCACCUCCUUCACCCCCGAGGAGCCCCUGUGUGACGGGCGAUGGCACACCAUCACAGUUGUGAAGAAGAGGAACGUGUUGCAGCUCCACGUGGACGCGGCCAGCGAGCACAGCGUGGGGCCCAAGCAGGGGCGCUCCUCAGGGGGCACGGAGACGGUCUACCUGGGGGGGGUACCCGAUGGCGUAGUGGUGCCUGGCCUCCCAGCGUCGCUGCCCUCCUACCACGGCUGUGUCCGCAGGGCGGUUCUCAACCACCGACCAGUCAUGCUCUCCAAGCCUCUGUCUGUCCACGGAGCUGUAGCAACGCAGGGCUGCCCCGCCAUCUAAAUCCAACACACCCAAAACCCCUACAUGCCCCAACCUGACCCAUAUACCCUGACCCUAUCCUAUACCCUGACCCCAUCCUAUACCCAAACUACACCUCUAAAUGCCUACAUCCCAAUCCUUGAUCCCAUCUAUACUCCUGUUUACCCCAAUCAUGUCUCUCCAUACAUAACACACAACCUCAGAACCCACUAGCCUCAUUCUGCAGAUCAUCAACUCCCCUUUACGACUAACGCUAUCUCUGCAACCCCUCUCUACUGUCUCACGUGUAGAGUACACACGUGAAAAGCCCAACUAUAACUACCCCAACUACGAAUUGUUGCCCCCCCCCCCUAGUCCAGCUGAUCUUGUGUAGGACCAGACAUGCAUGAUGAUGCAGCCUGAAGCCCACACCUCAUCUCCCUGGCACACACCCUGCCCUCUCUCACUGAUAGAAGUAUGAAAUACACUCCAUAACAUAUAUGACAACAUUGCUGGUGGUAGGUGACAGCAUACUGUAGUUAAAUUUAAAUUGUAUUUAUUUUCUAUUUUUACAAGAGGUAUAUUUUUUAUUUUGCUGUCUGAUUUCCAUUAAUGUUAUAGAGUAGCAGACCUAGAAUCAAGGAGUUUUGUCUUCUACCUUUACACAGGCUUUGCCGUAUAUCUUUUGAUGCAGACACAGGUUCUGUGUAAGACCUAAGCAUACCACCAGACACAGCACAAUCCGGUUUAGCAAGGUGACACUUAGUAUGCCACUGAAAUCUAAAUUAGGUUCAGUGUGACACAAGCAGACAUUCUGUGCUGGGUACCUAUGCAAUAAGAACUCAAGGAAAAGUACAUGCCUCCACAACACCCAUUGUGUUCCAGCCCCGGUUCUGAACAGGAAGGUGUGUUGAGGAGGAAAGGCCCCACUGUCAGCCUUCUGUUCAGUCCCAGAGUAGAUAUCCAGAUUUAGGGUCUACCUCCAGCACGUCAAAUGUCCUGGAAAAACCUCUCAUUUUUAUAGAAUCGCACAUUUUAUGUAUUUAGUUUCAUGGGAAUUGUAUACUUAUAGAAAUUUGAAUGGGUUUUAAACUCAACACACACUGUCCACCUUUAUAUCUCACACAGAAAUGAUAAGCUGAACCCGCCCCCCCCCCUCUAAUAGUUGUAAAAUGUAUUUUUAAAUAAACCUUUGAUACAAA
This is a messenger RNA of Osmerus eperlanus (European smelt), 11405 nucleotides long. RefSeq names its product laminin, alpha 5 (gene lama5). Lineage: Eukaryota; Metazoa; Chordata; Actinopteri; Osmeriformes; Osmeridae. Gene Ontology annotation, molecular function: signaling receptor binding. The record is from RefSeq and is a predicted model, not a curated record. Gene Ontology annotation, biological process: regulation of cell adhesion; tissue development; regulation of cell migration. The coding region runs from base 1 to 10245 and encodes 3414 amino acids. The transcript is spliced from 75 exons.